UCAGACAAGGAUAUCAUCCUUCUAGACUGUUCUCUAUCUAUAAUUAAUGCACCCGUCCCAGACCCUCCCUGCCUGAACACGUCAUACUGAACUGAAACAAAAUGAAGGUGAAGUGACUUUUGUUGUUGUUGUUAUAUUAUUCAUUUCCCGCGACAGUGGGGUGAUAUUUAAAGGGACUACCAUAGGGAUGGCACCGCUGGAGGGAUGUGGUAGUCUGGAGAACUCCGGGGCAUUAAUGUGGACCAUUCGGAUUUACCCAUCGGCGCUGCCGCCACCAUGGCCCACGAGAUCGGACAUAAUUUUGGGAUGAGCCACGACCACGAGGGCUGCUGUUUGGAGGCGACUGCGGAACAAGGGGGCUGCGUGAUGGCUGCUGCCACCGGGCAUCCAUUUCCCCGGGUGUUCAGUCGCUGCAGUAAGCUGGACCUGGACAACUACUUCCAGAAGGGAGGCGGGAUGUGCCUCUUCAACAUGCCCGACAUGAAGGACCUGGUCGGGGGCAAGAGGUGCGGCAACGGCUUUGUGGAGGACGGAGAAGAGUGCGACUGCGGAGAGCCAGAGGAGUGCAGUAAUGGACUGCUGCAACGCCAACAACUGCAGUCUGAAGGCAGAGGCUCAGGCGCCACGGGGUGUGUUGCGACGGCUGUAAG
Molecule: messenger RNA, 650 nt
Organism: Salvelinus sp. IW2-2015
Lineage: Eukaryota; Metazoa; Chordata; Actinopteri; Salmoniformes; Salmonidae
Product: disintegrin and metalloproteinase domain-containing protein 19
Biological process (GO): proteolysis
Molecular function (GO): metalloendopeptidase activity
Source: RefSeq, a predicted model, not a curated record